AAAAAAAAAAAGUUGCCUGAUGAGCUAUUUGUAUAUAGUGUAGUUGAAAUAAUAUUGUUUUGUUUUGUUAAUAAAAUCUGUUAAUAACUACCUUUAUAUUUGUUUUGUUUACUUUUCGGUUCUUCAAAAUUUUAAUUCAUCGUUUUUGAAAAGUGUAAUUGUGACACAAAUCAAAAUUGGGAAACAAUAAUAAGACAAAAUGGGCGAACGAAAAGGUCAAAACCUCUACUACCCGCCCGACUACGACCCAAAAGUCGGUGGGUUGAACAAAUUCCUCGGCACUCAUGCGUUACGGGAGCGCGCUCGGAAGCUGCACAUGGGGAUACUAAUCAUCCGCUUUGAGAUGCCAUAUAAUAUAUGGUGUGAUGGCUGCAACAACCACAUAGGCAUGGGUGUGAGGUACAACGCGGAGAAAAAGAAGGUUGGCAUGUACUACAGUACUCCGGUGUACCAGUUCAGGAUGAAGUGCCACCUCUGUGAUAACCAUUUCGAAAUCAAAACGGAUCCUGGCAAUUUAGACUAUGUCAUAGUAUCAGGAGCAAGACGUCAAGAGAAUAGAUGGGACCCCACCGAAAAUGGGCAGGUAGUACCAGAAACAAAGGAAACCCAAAAACGACUAUUUGAUGAUCCAAUGUUCCGACUGGAGCACAAGACUGGGGACGAAGUUGGUGCUAAACAGGAUAAACCCAGGCUCGGAAAGCUAGUUGGAAGGAAUGAAACAGUAUGGAAAGAUGAUUAUGAAGCUAAUUGCUCUUUGAGGAGGAACUUUAGGAAAAGAAGGAAAGAACUUGAAGAAACAUCAGUAAAUGACAGUUUACUGUUAGCUAAAUCCUCAUUGGACAUUAGCCUUUUACCGGAAACAGAAAACGAUAGAAAUAUGGCCACACUAUUGUCUCUUCAACCUUCACGGAGUAUAGACGAGAAACAGAGCUUAACUAGACUACGAAUCCUAAAUAGCCCAGCAUUACCCAGUUCAGGUGGACUAAUUCCUGCUAUUGGUAGACUGAAGAAGGAAAAACUGUUAAGUAAAAAUACUCCAUUGACAAUAAAUUCUUUAGGUAUUACUUUUAAAAACAAUAAAGUUGAAAAAGAGGAAAUACACACAGAAAAUAAUCCAAAAAUUCAGGUCAAUGAUGAGAAACAUAUGGAAGAAACAGUAAAAGAUAAAGAAGUAAAUCAAACUACACCUAAUACCAGUGUUAUCAGGGAUGAUAAAGACACAGUGCCCAGCAAACCCAAUAGUUUAACAUUAUUAGCCGAUUACAGUUCUAGUGGAGAGGAUUCAGGGUGACUUAACAAAAUUUUGUUAGAACUCAUUAAACAUAAUAUUAUAACAAAGCCU
This is a messenger RNA of Galleria mellonella (greater wax moth), 1342 nucleotides long. RefSeq names its product coiled-coil domain-containing protein 130 homolog. The record is from RefSeq and is a predicted model, not a curated record. Gene Ontology annotation, biological process: mRNA splicing, via spliceosome. The transcript is spliced from 4 exons. Lineage: Eukaryota; Metazoa; Arthropoda; Insecta; Lepidoptera; Pyralidae. Gene Ontology annotation, cellular component: U2-type spliceosomal complex; post-mRNA release spliceosomal complex. The coding region runs from base 200 to 1291 and encodes 363 amino acids.